AUGGGAGCGCGGCAACACUGGCGGAAGCGUCCGAGCAGCAGCCUUGCCCCGGUGAGCUUCGCAGCCCGGCCGGGGCCGAUGUGGGCCGCUCGGGAAGCUGAACGGUGCGCGGCGGCGCUCGCGGGCGUGUUCUUUCUGCUGCUGUUCGCGCUGGGGGUCCGCCAGCUACUGAAGCAGAGGCGGCCGGUGGGCUUUCCCCCGGGGCCGCGGGGGUUCCCCCUUAUCGGCAACAUCUACUCCCUGGCCGCCUCAGCCGAGCUUCCCCAUGUCUACAUGAGAAAGCAGAGCCAGGUGUACGGCGAGAUUUUCAGUUUAGAUCUUGGAGGCAUAUCAACUGUGGUUCUAAAUGGCUAUGACGUGAUAAAGGAAUGCCUUGUUCAUCAAAGUGAAAUUUUUGCAGACAGACCAUGCCUUCCUUUAUUCAUGAAGAUGACAAAAAUGGGAGGCCUACUUAAUUCCAGAUAUGGUCGAGGAUGGGCUGAUCACAGAAGAUUAGCUGUAAACAGCUUUCGCUAUUUUGGAUAUGGUCAAAAGUCUUUUGAAUCAAAAAUCUUAGAAGAAACCCAAUUUUUCGCUGAUGCCAUUGAAACAUACAGCGGUAGACCUUUUGACUUUAAACAAAUAAUAACAAAUGCUGUUUCAAACAUAACCAAUCUGAUUCUUUUUGGAGAACGAUUUUCUUAUGAAGACACUGAUUUUCAGCACAUGAUUGAAUUAUUUAGUGAAAAUGUGGAACUAGCUGCCAGUGCCUCAGUCUUCCUAUAUAAUGCCUUUCCAUGGAUUGGCAUCUUACCCUUUGGAAAACAUCAACAGCUAUUUAGAAAUGCAGAUGUGGUCUACGAUUUUCUCUCCAGACUUAUUGAAAAAGCUUCAGUCAACAGAAAGCCUCACUCACCUCAGCACUUUGUUGAUGCUUAUUUAGAUGAGAUGGAUCAAGGUAAAAAUGAUGCAUUAUCUUCUUUCUCCAAAGAAAAUCUAAUUUUCUCAGUGGGUGAGCUGAUCAUUGCUGGAACUGAAACAACAACCAAUGUGCUACGCUGGGCAAUUCUUUUCAUGGCCUUUUAUCCUAACAUUCAAGGACAAGUGUGGAAAGAGAUUGAUUUAAUUAUUGGCCCCAAUAGGAAGCCUUCUUGGGAUGACAAAUGCAAAAUGCCUUAUACUGAAGCAGUUUUGCAUGAAGUUUUAAGAUUCUGUAAUAUAGUUCCAUUAGGAAUUUUCCAUGCAACUUCUGAAGACACAGCUGUACGUGGUUAUUCCAUUCCUAAAGGCACAACAGUAAUUACAAAUCUUUAUUCUGUACACUUUGAUGAAAAGUACUGGAGAGACCCAGAAAUGUUCUAUCCUGAGCGAUUUUUGGACACCAGUGGAUAUUUUUCCAAAAAGGAAGCUUUGGUUCCUUUUUCCCUAGGGAGAAGACAUUGUCUUGGAGAACAGCUGGCUUGGAUGGAAAUGUUCUUGUUUUUUACAGCAUUGCUUCAGCAGUUUCAUUUGCAUUUUCCACAUGAACUUGUUCCAAAUCUAAAGCCCAGGUUAGGUAUGACAUUGCAGCCCCAGCCCUACCUCAUCUGUGCCAAAAGACGUUGACUAUGCAUUGAUGCUUUGGAAGAUAAGGAUGUAUAUUUGCCUUACCUCUGAACCUUGCUUAAACUAAUUGAUGAGAUGCUUGGAGAAAAGUCACAGUAUCAUGAAGCCAAA
Messenger RNA from Castor canadensis (American beaver), 1695 nucleotides. It is a transcript of the gene Cyp2r1, whose product is annotated as cytochrome P450 family 2 subfamily R member 1. Gene Ontology annotation, cellular component: intracellular membrane-bounded organelle; cytoplasm. Lineage: Eukaryota; Metazoa; Chordata; Mammalia; Rodentia; Castoridae. Gene Ontology annotation, molecular function: heme binding; oxidoreductase activity, acting on paired donors, with incorporation or reduction of molecular oxygen, reduced flavin or flavoprotein as one donor, and incorporation of one atom of oxygen; iron ion binding. Gene Ontology annotation, biological process: xenobiotic metabolic process. The record is from RefSeq and is a predicted model, not a curated record.